AUGCACGAACCACUUUCAAUGACGCUUAAGCUUUCCCCGCACGCGUUCUCCACGCGGAUUGCGCCACGUACGGCUCUUGAUGGCUUCUGUAGCCAUCAUGAUAGCAACAGCCCCGGUACCAUGAGACAUUGGACGCGUCUGACAUCAACAUCGAACACGAACCACUGCAAUCAGGACAGUUCCCUUCUGGACUCUCAGCAAGCAGUAUGUGAAGUUCUCAUUCCUCUUGCCAGCGGAUCAUUGAUCUCUUUCGUCUCUGGCGGAGAACUGAUCCCAGGUCCCAACUCGCGUGGCGUAAUUGGGGGUCUUGCAUCUGUUAUUGGCCAGGCUGCACGUGGAGAAAAGCAAGGCUCGGAGUGGGACCGCUGUGCAGCAGAAAAUGCUCAAAGACAGCAGGGUCCAAGACGUGAGAAGAAGGGCAUCGUUUCCACACCAAUUCGCACAUACAAAGAAUUGUUGGCAAAGAACGUGUUGUAUCUCAUGGUUGUCAACAUGCCUUCAGAGGAAGAAAUGGCAGCAGCAAGAGCGGCAGUCAUGGUUUGA
Messenger RNA from Aureobasidium melanogenum CBS 110374, 543 nucleotides. RefSeq lists its product as uncharacterized. Bases 1 to 543 code for a protein of 180 amino acids. The record is from RefSeq and is a predicted model, not a curated record. Lineage: Eukaryota; Fungi; Ascomycota; Dothideomycetes; Dothideales; Saccotheciaceae. The transcript has 3 exons.